AAACCCUAUAGCAUAAAAUAGAUUGAUCGUUAAGGAUUUGAGUUCUCCGAAAAUCCCUAACCCUAAUGAAGACGCUAACAGGCAAAAUCCUCUCUUCAACUCCGAUUUCCGUUUCCAAGGCAGCCAAAAUCAUUACUAACUUCGCCGCUACAGACAACGGCGCGUCGCAAGCCAUCAGUGCAUACCUUCGACGCGCCUCCGCCUCAUUCAGCGAGCUCAAACAGUUGCAUAGAGAGCUCCAAAAGCCCUCUAGAUCGAAUCUCAAGCACAAGAAGUCCAAGUCCGAGACCACAGUGGACGGUGCUCGGGAGUCGAGCCUAGAACCAAGUGUAUUCAACUUGACCCGCGAAGAUGUGGAGCUGAGCCAAGAGGCAAGUCGCGGGCACGGAGACGGAGACGCUAACAGAAAAAAGCAUAAGAAGAAGAAAGAUAAGAACGAUGAAAUUAAUUUUCGGGACAAUGGGGGCAAAAUUGGAAUUAAAGACGGUGAGACCAAAAGGAAGGAGGAGAAGAAUGAGGCUAAGUUUGGGGAAGAUGAGAGCAAAACUGCAACUGAGCAGAGCGAGGUAAAGAAGCAGAAGGAGGAGAAAAGUGGUAAAAAGUUUGAAAAUAUUGAGGAAAAUGGAGUGAAAAUUGAGAAGGGUGAAAUGAGGUAUGGAGAAGGAAGGGAAUGGGAGAAGAAGAAGAAGAGGAAGAGGAAGAGUAGAGAUAUUGAUGAGGGAAUUGAAAAUAAUUCUGCUUCAGAACCACGGAAGAAGAAGAAGAUUAAAAAAUGAAGUUGACAAGGGAUUUAUUGUAGGCAUUUAAACAAUUUUUGUUUUUUUCUUAUGGCAGAUUGAAGGAGGGUUUUGGUUUGGAGGCAAUGGUUAGCUCUGCAGUUAAAAUGGGUAAUCAUUUUUGGGUACUAUUUACAUUGUAAUGUUUGAAGGAAGUAUGUCGUUUCUAAUUUGUAAUGAAAGAAAUCUACCUGUGGCUAAUUUUGGCA
Molecule: messenger RNA, 985 nt
Organism: Hibiscus syriacus
Lineage: Eukaryota; Viridiplantae; Streptophyta; Magnoliopsida; Malvales; Malvaceae
Product: nucleolar protein 58-like
Exons: 1
Coding region: 66-776 (236 amino acids)
Source: RefSeq, a predicted model, not a curated record